GCGCUCCCUCGCUGGUGGGGCGGUGAUACCCGCUGGCAUGGCGCCUCCUCUGCUUUCGCGUUACUUGCGUCUCCUGGCAGCCCUGGUGGGGCUCCUGGGUCCCAGCGAGGUGGUGGCUGAGCUGGCGGAGGAGGCUGGAGCCCACUGUCCCGAGGGUCUGUGGCCUCUGCCCUCACAGGUGUUGCCAAAGGUCACCUACACUCGAAUGAGACCAGGGUGGGCUGAGGAUGUCACCUUCCUCUAUCACCCUUGUGCCCAUCCCUGGCUGAAACUCCAGCUUGCCUUCCUGGCCCAUGUUUGUGUUGCUAAGCCCUCACUCAUCCCUGACUCCAACCUCACUCGGGACAGGCCCCUGGUGCUGACAGCAUGGGGGAUGGCACUGGAGAUGGCAUGGGUAGAACCAGCCUGGGCUGCCUACUGGUUAAAGAGGAGGCAGCGGAGGAAGCAGAGGAAGAAAGUAUGGUUCCACUCUGACAGCCCGGCUCAGCCCUCUCCGUCGGUGCCAAGCCGCAGCAGAGGGAGGCUGUACCCAAGAGGGUGUAUGCAGGCCCCAGCUUUGGCCUUUGCUCUGCGUAGCUGGAGGCCUCCUGGCACAGGGAUGCCAUCCAGCGGGCCCAGGCAGCACUCUUCCAGUGGUGCCAAGAGGCGGGGGCUUCGAGCUGCUCUGGGUCUCCAGUCUACUCCUGCAGGCCCGAGGGUUCCUUUUGCUUCCCCGUGGAGUUUAAAGGUCCAGCAGCCCAUUUGGGGAGCCCAAAGUGAGGGGGCUAAUGCCCCAUCGGUGCCUUCGGUCCCCUUGUCACCUGGAGGACCCGUAGGCAAUGCAAGCAGCAGGUCAGAGGAUCAGAUACCCAAAGCCCAAGGCAGCCCAGGAGGGUGCACCUGCCCCAAUCAAGCUUCCCCGGCCCCUCGGGCAGCAGCGCCUCCGCGGGCAGCCCGGGGCCCCACCCCACGCACGGAGGAGGCCGCCUGGGCUGCCAUGGCCCUGACCUUCCUGCUGGUACUGCUCACACUGGCCACGCUCUGCACGAGGCUCCAUCGAAACUUCCGCCGGGGAGACAGCAUUUACUGGGGGCCCACAGCGGACAGCCAGGACACUGUUGCUGCCGUGCUGAAGCGGAGGCUGCUGAUGCCCUCGCGCCGAGUCAAGCGCUCCCGUCGGAGACCCCUGCUCCCCGCCACGCCAGACAGUGGCCCGGAUGUGGAGAGCUCAGACUGACCUGCCCUAGCCCUGCCGCUGGCCCGGCGGGCCCCUCCUCUGCGGUCGCCCAGCCUCUGCCACGUGGGCCGCGCACAGGGGCGCCCCCUGGCGGCACACGGAGCAGCCCUGCUACAUAUUGCAGAAACGCUGCCUCCUUGACGUGCGGGUUGGAGUGGCCAGAAAAGAGCCAUUCCUGACGCCCUUGCCCAAACUCGUUUCUAAUUAAAUUAUUUUAGUAGAGUCCGCA
Chinchilla lanigera (long-tailed chinchilla) is the source of this 1445-nucleotide messenger RNA. It is a transcript of the gene Tp53i13, whose product is annotated as tumor protein p53 inducible protein 13. The transcript has 7 exons. Gene Ontology annotation, cellular component: cytoplasm. The record is from RefSeq and is a predicted model, not a curated record. The coding region runs from base 38 to 1216 and encodes 392 amino acids. Lineage: Eukaryota; Metazoa; Chordata; Mammalia; Rodentia; Chinchillidae.